Messenger RNA from Centruroides sculpturatus (bark scorpion), 1277 nucleotides. RefSeq lists its product as uncharacterized. The transcript has 3 exons. The coding region runs from base 133 to 1218 and encodes 361 amino acids. Lineage: Eukaryota; Metazoa; Arthropoda; Arachnida; Scorpiones; Buthidae. The record is from RefSeq and is a predicted model, not a curated record.
GCGCUGUAAAGAGUUUACUGCUUUCUGAUAGAUGCGAGGAGAGAUAUUUAUUUAUAUGAUAGCUUAUUACAAUAGAAAAAGGUUGCGAAGAUUAUUUAUAAUUUGUCAAGUAGUGUUGGAAAUUUAUUGUUAAUGAAGAACAAUAUAACAAUGACACAAACAUCACUGAAGUGCGGUUGUAGCAUAAACUUAAUUGUUCACAUUAUCAAUUCAAUUUUUUUGUUGCUAGUGCUAGUUAUACAAGGAAGCAUGCUCAAUUUUUGUUUAAUACUACAUAAUGAAGGUACUGCUGGUUGGUAUUUCUGGUUUUUGGCUGACUUUUUAGUUCUCAUUGGAUUCAUGGCUUCUGGAAUUAUUUCCUAUAAAUUUUAUAAGAGAAAGGCAAGAUUACAACAGGAAGGACAUCCAGAAGAUGUUGUUGAUUCCAUGCUCACUCCAUCAACUAGAUUUGGAAUAUUGCCACUCUGUUAUAUGGUUUGGCUAUUUUAUGCCUUACUAUUAACAACGAAAAUUAUUUUAUUGUUUAAAAUGAAUAUUGCACAAACUCUUGAUUCAACAGUUACAUUCAGUCCUCAAAUGUUGAAAGUUGUAAUUGCACUCUCCAUAAUUGUAUUUAUGCUUUUGGUUGUUAUUCAUAAUAAUGCAAAAAGACAUUCUCAUCAUUACAAUUACUUUAAUGAUCUAAUUAGCAGCACUUCUUUUGAAAUAUUAGAUAGUGUCACAUUUUUGAGCAUCUUGUUUGUUAAUGAAACAAAACUUAUUCUUCCAUAUUCAUUAGAAAAUGCCAUUUUAAUUUUGUCUUGUGUAAAUUUCCUUCUUCCAACAUUAGCAUUAUAUAUGCUUAGUCAGUCAAAAUUUGGUAUACACUUGUCUUCUCCAAAUCUUACCUUUUUAUACAAUUUUCUUCAUCUUGUUUUGAUAAACUUACCAUAUUUUGCUAUACGUGUCCAUUUAUGGACAAAUUUUGAUCGUGAUGUCUCUCUGUUUCUUUUAAAAAAUGUUUUACUUAUAUUAAUAAGGUCUCAAAAUAUUGUUUCAGGUUUUCAGUAUUGGUUGAAAUUAUGGAAAGAGAGAAAACAUAAAUAUAAGCAUCCCACAGAAAGCAAUUUAGAAUUGGGAAUAAUAAGUAGACAAUCUGAGCAUUCAGAAGAGAGUACAAUGAUACAUAUGGAUGAAAUUAAUUUAAAUACUAAAUUUGCUGACAAGUCACAUUUAUAAAAAAAAAAGAAGAAGAAGAAAAAAUGGAAAAUAUAUUAUAUGAUAUUGUAUAGUAUAAA